Cynara cardunculus var. scolymus (artichoke) is the source of this 972-nucleotide messenger RNA. RefSeq lists its product as uncharacterized. NCBI's taxonomy places the organism in Eukaryota, Viridiplantae, Streptophyta, Magnoliopsida, Asterales, Asteraceae. The record is from RefSeq and is a predicted model, not a curated record. The transcript has a single exon. The coding region runs from base 1 to 972 and encodes 323 amino acids.
AUGGAAAGAUUUCUGAAAAGAAAGGCAUCAACGUCCGAUAAUAGUGGAAAACCUUUAAACAACUUGCGCAAUGAUCUUCCCUCGAUGCCUAGGGAAGUUGAUUUGAAUAAUCUUCCAUCGAAUCCAACUGAAAGGAAAAGAAUUUUACAAUACCACCCUAAUCAAAGAGAGGAAAUCAGACGACACUAUUUGAUUAAAGGACCGUGUCAACCACGUGGUCACGACUUUCCAAAAAGAAUAAUUGGGAACAAGGCAAGACGUUUUAACCCGGUUUGGUUUGAUCAAUACGGUAAUUGGUUUGAGUAUAGUUUAAAAUUAGAUAAAGUUUUUUGCUUAUGUUGUUACUUAUUUAGAGAUCAAUGUGGUGGACAAGGUGGGAGUGAUGCUUUUUUAACCGAAGGCUUUAGUAGUUGGAAUAAACACAUCGAGACUGGAAAAUUCUUUGACAUGAUAGCAUCUUUGAUGAAUGUGGUUUGUGCUUCUUGUAAGCGAACAUAUAUGGUUCAAGAAAGUCAAAAGGAGAAAGUACAAGAAGCCAUUGGUAGCGAUGAAACUGAAACGAGUAGUGGGUUAAAUCAAGAGCUUUCUCUUGGAAGACCUAGAGAUACACGAUGGGGUUCACACUACAAAACACUUAAGCGUUUGGUUGAUUUGUUUCCAUCCGUUAUUGAGGUGCUUGAGUAUGUUGAAGAUGUGUGCGAGAAUCCUUACAACCAACGUCAAGCAAAUGGUCUUCAAAUAUAUUUCCAAUCAUUUGAUAGUGUGUUUUAUUUGCACUUAAUGUUGCAUAUUUUGGGGGUCACAGAAUCAUUGUCACAGGCUCUUCAGAAAAAAGAUCAAGACAUCUUGAAUGCUGUUUCAUUGGUGAAGUCAACCAAGCGACAGUUGCAACAAUUUAGAGUUGAUGGAUUUUGUCGGCUUCUUGAGAAGAUCUAUUCUUUUUGCGAAAAACACGAACAUCGGAACAGUUAA